GUACGGGUUCGUGCAGUUAGAGCCUUUGCAUCAUGAAAAAUGUCAUUAGGAAGAAUUUGCGUGACGCAGCGUCGUUGAUAGUGCUAAGUAAGCGUGCGAGUGGUGCACCAUUGGGUGGCGGGAGCUGCAACUAUGACGUAUUGUUGCAGACCCGCACACAAAGUGCGUCCUUUAAAAAAGCCGUCGUGUUCCCGGGAGGCGUGUACGAGAGCGCGGACGCGAGCUCCGAGUGGCUGCAGCUGCUGAAGUCGUUCGGCUACUCGCAGUUAGACUUCGAGGCAUUGCACAGCGCCGGUGCGCCUGUCACACCGCUCUUUCAAAACAAUCCAGUGCAGAGGCAAAUAGCAUUGCGGAUAACAGCAAUUAGAGAAACAUUUGAAGAGUUGGGCCUCCUUAUUUGCAGUCGUAUUCCGAAGAAGGACAAGCAAGGUGUUGACACGUGUGUUAUUUCUGACAUAGAUGUCAAGUAUUGGCAAGAUCAGGUGAGCAAAGAUCCAUCAAAACUUCUCACUCUGUGUAAAGAAGUGCAGUGCUAUCCUGCUAUAUGGUCUCUAUAUUAUUGGAAUAAUUGGAUGAGUCCUGCUUAUAUGAAGACACGCUUUGAUACUGCAUUUUUUGUCACUAUUCUUAAUACCAGACCUACGGUAAAGGAGAAUUCAGAAGUUGCUAAAGUUGAGUGGCUUAGUCCAACAGAGAUAUUAGACCAGAGUUGGCAGCCAGACAUUCUGCUGUACCCACCCCAGAACUAUGAACUAAAUAGGCUGGUACACUGGUCUGAUCUGAAAGAAAUUGAAGCUUUUGCCAGACAACGAAGCAGCUCAGGGCAUUUAUUGUACCACGCUUCUGUGCACGCCACAGAUGGCACUAUUUUUGUCUUACCUGGUGAUAGCCUUUACCCGAAAAGUGUAGAUUAUAACAAUCAUACUGUUAUCAAAAGUAACAGAACAGUAGUGGAACUCAGAGAAACAAGCAAGACAGCACACCGCUUUGAAUUCCACUACAAUUCUGAAAAUUAUAUAGUAUAUAAGAACUUCAAACCUGACAACGUAGAUAUGGGUGACAAAGUAAUCAAAGUGCGGGUGACUCUUAGCUCCUAAAUAUGCUCCAUUAAUGCCUUAG
Messenger RNA from Hyposmocoma kahamanoa, 1119 nucleotides. RefSeq names its product nucleoside diphosphate-linked moiety X motif 19-like. Gene Ontology annotation, cellular component: mitochondrion. The coding region runs from base 33 to 1097 and encodes 354 amino acids. Lineage: Eukaryota; Metazoa; Arthropoda; Insecta; Lepidoptera; Cosmopterigidae. Gene Ontology annotation, molecular function: hydrolase activity, acting on acid anhydrides, in phosphorus-containing anhydrides. The record is from RefSeq and is a predicted model, not a curated record. The transcript is spliced from 5 exons.